Messenger RNA from Venturia canescens, 8371 nucleotides. It is a transcript of the gene hwt, whose product is annotated as heavyweight. The record is from RefSeq and is a predicted model, not a curated record. Bases 676 to 4263 code for a protein of 1195 amino acids. Lineage: Eukaryota; Metazoa; Arthropoda; Insecta; Hymenoptera; Ichneumonidae. Gene Ontology annotation, molecular function: phosphotyrosine residue binding. The transcript has 9 exons.
GAGCGGGUGUGGAAGCGCGUUCAGAGUGCCGGGCGUCGCGGUGUAACCGGACGUUGCGGUUGUCCAACUCAACCCUGUCAGUUGCACGUGGAUCAACGUGCUAAACGAGGCGGUGGCGCAAGCGGUGCCAGAAAAUCUCGGGGCCCACAAACAAUCGUAUGCGCUUGUCAAGUUCAACCGUGUCCCGUACAUCCUGUACUUAUUAGAGUUCGACGCGCUAGACCUCUGAACAGCUGCGAUUGCCCAACCGAUUCUCAAACUUGUCCACACGCAGGAGCCUCUCGACCUUCCGCCUCUCGUAGAGUCAGAAGAUGCGAUUGUCCGGAACGACCGUGCCGUCACAGUGCCUCGGGCGUCGUAUCCCGUCGACGUCCUCAAGGCUCCUUCUCUCUGCCAUCGUCGUCGAAUGCAAACGUGCAUCUUCCUCGUCAGAACAAUAACAACGGAUUGAGCAAUUGUAAGCCCGUUUGCGAGUGUCCCGAGGGCCCGGGUUGUCCUCACACGUGUUCGGACGGGACGUGCGAUUGCGAGGUAAGGCCGUGUUCGCAUACGAUCAAACCGUCUCGGCGCUCACGCAGGCCGUGCGAUUGCACCGUGCAGCCUUGUUUACACACGAAAAACAACGAGGGACGAAUAAAGCGCGUGAAAUAUCGUGUCCGGCGCGCCGGUUGUGCGAUGGCGCGUUGUACCGCCGAGCUGGCGAUGUUGAAAGUACACUGGGAACUAGCGACCGAAUGUGCCCCGUGCAAGCCUCGCGCUCUCACGAGAAGACUGUGCCGGAGACAACAAAGUGACAACGAAUUGUAUCGCAGCAACAGCUUCAAGUUCGAGAGAUUCGAGAGAACAAAGGACGACUGUCCGAGCCCGUCUCGCAAGCCGGUCUCCUUGUGCGACGAUUAUAGUCUUCCCGUUGAUUUCGUCAACAAGAGACGACCGGCGAGUGCAGCGGCGAUCACAUCGACUGUCCAAUGGGCCUUGCCGAGUCCCAAUAACGAAAACCCAGAAAUUGAAGUAGUCGAGCAGUACAGCGAUCCCAGAGAUAGUAGAAGCAAAGCGUACAUCGAGCCGGCUCAAAACGUCAACGAGCCUGCAGGACCAGCCGUGCUUCCAGUGACGUCGAUCAAAACGAAUCGGGAUUACUGUCGACCGUACACAGAUCCAUCAGCUUCCGAUUCAUCGUGCGACGACGAAGUGAUCGCCAGUCAAUUGGCUGGGUACAGGAAGCGGCAGAACGCAGGUGGUUAUACGUCAGUGAAAGCGGCGAAAGAGACCCUCGGGCACAGCCUAGACCGCAAUUACAGGAUCUCAAAAGACAGUGCAGCAGUUACAUUGGAUUGCGUCGCAUUGGUUCACGUAACCGACCAUUCGCCAACGGAGUCGAGCCAACCAGUCCGCCAUCCGUCGCCGUACUACUACGGGGAUUUGUUCAAAGUUCCAGAACAAUUGCAGCGUCCACAGCCGAACAAAUAUCGAAAAAGCGUGAGCCUCGACGUGCCGGGUGAAAGAUCGCGGACACCGGGUCUACCGAAAAGAAAUUCAGUAGCCGGUGAUGGAGCGGCGCCUUAUCACUCUUCCAAUCAACUGUCCACUAGCCAAUAUCAAAAUCAUCAAGAGCAACACCAAGCGGAUUUCGUGAGUCCUACGUCGGGCAGUGAGCAUGCUUUGCCAUCUCGGACCGAGAUACUCUCGUCGUGCAUCAUCAACGAGUGGGAUCAUACACUCAUGCCUCCGCAUCGUUUACUGAGUCAUGAUUUGCCCACUACCGUUUGCACCUGCUUGGCCUCGCCGGACGAGGAUGAGCUAGAGUCUACGACUGCGCGUAAGCCGACGCGACCCCAAGUACGAAAAUUGCGACGUUCCAGAAGAAUCGAUCCGCAACCGAUACUCGUUGAGAACGAUCGCGACGAGGAGAACGAAGAGGACGAGGACGAGGAGGAUCGGGUCGUUGACGAAGGAGCCGACGACGAACACGAGGACGACGAGGAAGAAGACAUCGAUCCCGAAGACGAAGACAUGGCGAGGCAGAGACACCUCUACGAGACUGCCUUCGAUUGCAAGGUCAGUCGAUCGGACGACGACCUCGACGACCUGGACCGGGUCACCAAUCAUCCUAUUUUGCAUACGGGUAGAAGCAGUGCAAUCGUCGCUCCAACACCGCGUGCGAGCUCUUCGACGGAUUCGUCGAAGCAACAAAAGUCCUGCCACCCCUCGCCCCACAAUUAUUCGGGUGUAGUGGCCCCGAGCGCUCCAUUCUCCGGGGCGAAGGAUCACCGCCGAAAAGUCGUGUUGCUUCGUCCAAAGCCAAUUCCAUCACGACUGCAGCAUCAUCAACAAAAAUCGGAGAACAGCGUGUCCAGUUUGUCCCAAGAGAUAGAAUCGUUGCAGGUGAAUUCGAGCGACGAGAAGACCUCGUCGCCGCGAUUACCGGCACGGGGUUACACCCCGUCGCCACCUUCGACCGCUCCGUUGCCAGCCAAGUUUCACGGUGGCAACAAGGAUCAUUUGCUGCUAAACAUACGGAGCGCACCGAAUUUGCCCUCGCAGCCAGACCAUCCGAGGCUAAAGGACAUGAGACUACCGGUGAAAUCUUUGCGGGCCAAAGAAUCACCCCAGAGCAGUGAGGCCGGUAGUAUUUUGGAGAUUAAGGGCAGACCCAAAGCCUCGAGUUAUUCGCAGGACACGAGCCAAGAGACGCGAAGGAACGACAAAGAACUCAUAUUGGAAUUCAAAGGUAGGCCGAGAGAGGAGACUCGACAACGGCCCCGAAGCUUGAUACGUGAAAGCCGACCGAUAAUGGAGUUUAAGGGCAGGCCUCACGAAGCGGAAAGUGAUUUACCGAGACCUAGACAAGAGAUGGGCUUACUGGAAUUCAAGCUUCGCUCGAACAGACGUCGCGUUGGCUACUCGAGUACCGAGAGCAUGGCGACUAGCAGCAGCGGAGGUAGCAUGGAAUCGAUACGGAGCAGCACCAGCGAAGGCAACAGGUCGACCAGCAGCUCCGAGAGCCGUCACAGCACUAGUUUAAGCUCACACAGUUCCGACAGCGGUAGCAACAGUUUUCACCAUCACCACCACCACCACCAUCAUCAUCAACAUCAACCAUCUUUAACCGGUUUUCUUACUUAUCACGCCAGUAAACUGCACAUACUUUCCCCAAUAUCCGACAAGUCUUCUCAAGAGCCAGCCUCCGAAACUUCCGACAACAAUCGCAACAACAACUCCCAAAAAGCUUCCCCAGAAGAAAUUGCCACCGAAAACGUCACCGGGCCCAACACGAACGCUACUUCCAACGUCGUUUCGCCGACCGACACUUCCUUCAAGAAACGGCGAACACCACAAAACAAAAACCUCAUAAACCUCGCGCUUCAAUCCUCCUCGUCCGGCGACGCCGAGAUUCAAGGCUCCGACAGUGGCAUUUCCAUCGAAUCACGCGCCGGCAUAAAGUGCAAACCUUUCGGCUUUCAUCUUUUGAAACCUCAACUCGAUAACAUCAAUCUCGUUGACGAUGAGCCUGAACUUUCCGAUCUUCCCUUCGACAUGCCCAAACUCCGCCGGAGACGAUUACUCAUGCAACAAGAUGCUACUACUUCCGGUAGCGCUACCAGCGUCGAUCUCAGGGACCUCCCUUUUGACAUGCCGAAAUUAAGGAGACGCUUGAGGUGCACACAGAGCACGGAAUCCAGCGCUUCCCAGGCCUCCUCCAGUCUCUCGGUUCGUGACGUCGAACCGCCUGGCCUCUUCGGCGGCGGCUUGGCGCGUCCAAAGAUGACUCUGAAUUUGGAUGGGGGUGGAAAUCCCGGUGCUGGAACUAUCACAGCUACUUCUGGGGCGGGCGGUGGCCAGUUCAUCCCAAAAAAACCCGGUGGCCUGAGCCUUGGUCUACCACUGGAAAUAACAACUGGUCGAGCUUCAGCUGACCUUGUUGAUGUCGAAUUACCCCUCGAGAGACAAGGAUGGUACCAUGGAUCGAUAACGAGAAUCGAGGCAGAAGCUGUACUACGACUACUACGUGAGGGUAGCUAUUUGGUGAGAAACAGCGAGUCAACCAAGCAGGAUUAUUCUCUGUCCUUGAAGAGCGCUCGUGGGUUUAUGCACAUGCGAAUACAGAAAAACGAGGAACUGAAUGCUUACAUAUUGGGCCAAUUCAGCAAGCCGUUCGAAAGUAUACCGGAAAUGGUGCGUCACUUCAGCGUCAAUCGUCUUCCCAUACGCGGAGCCGAGCACAUGUGUCUCCUCCAUCCAGUCAUAGCACAGCUUUUGUAGCGCAUCUACAGAAGCGCCCUCUAAAGCGCUGACAUAUUUUAUCAAAAAAUCUCCAGAUUCUGCAAUCUCGAGCGGUCCUCAUUGUGUUUAAUCAUCGUCUCAUGAUUUCGUGUCAUUUGUGUUACAACUGUUUUGUUCGCUGAUGGAUCAGUGACUGGAAGGAAUCGACGUCUUGGCCGAUUGAAAAAGAAAAAUCGAACGUCUCCAAAGGUCUCGAGCGCGGUGUUUUCGAACGACGAAGUCCUCCAAAUCGCAUCGUCCACGUCAUCGAAACACGACUUCGAUUGACCUGCAACAAGGGAAAAAGGAGCAAUAAACUUUUGGACUCGUCAACUUUCCAGAGCUCGACGGAGAUUUUUUUCGACAGCCGUCGUCGUGCGGAACGUCUGUAAGAGGACAAUAAUUAAAGCGUUUUGUGCAAGAGGAAAAUACUCGCACGAAUCACAGUCCGGUCAGAGGUCGAAUUGCUGUAGGAUAAGUAAAGUUCGUAUAAACUUUCGAGUACUCCGAUUUUCGAAUACUCAUUGUCCAGCCUCCCGGAAUACUGUUUGGAUGAGAAACCUUGAUAAACAAUUUUAUAUAGUCGAACAGAAGGAAUGUACAGAUUACAGGAAAAUCUGCGAUUGGAUGGUCGAAAGUGUCUAUGUGCGUUUGAACAAUCGCUGAAUUUGGUGAAAAUAACUUUGAGGGGAAUCCCAAUUUGAAGAGCAAUCUCAGAAAAACGCGUCGACUGAAAUCGAGACUUUUGCAAAAUUUCACCCCCAAUGAACUCCAGUUUACAACAUUCGAUUUGUCACCAAAGAUUCUGAUUGUAUUUGUGGAUAUUUUACACACAUACGGUCUCAGCCAAAAACUACAUUUUAUGAGGGUAUCGACAGAUGAUAAUCUCGAAUCUGCUUAUAUGAAAAAGUUAUAUCAAUAGGCCCACGUUCUGUUAAAAAGGCGAACAAUUUUUUCAGUUUUCUGUCUCGUUUGAAUUCAUUCGAAACAAAAAACGAACAAAAGGUUGGAAUUCGUUGGCCUGAGCUUUUUGAGAACGUUCGAAACGUCAUUGAAGAAAUUUCCGAUUCAUUUAUUCAUUCAAGUGUCAUUCAAAAUUCAACUCGUUUGUUACCAAUGUGAGAAUUGGCUUUCACGGUAAAUUCACGAACUUGACUUUUUCAUGCCCGAUUUCAUCAGUCUUCCCCGUGCAAAAAUAAUAAAAGUAAAAGCGCAAUCUACCUCCGCCACUUUCCUAACGAUUCAAAUAUUUGAUCGACGGAGAAUCGAUCGAAUGAUCCAUCUCCAUGGGUUACUUGGACAAUACACGAUACUACUGACGAGAUACCGAUGAAGAAAAAACCGAUAAAAAAAUGAAUAUGAUCGGGAGUUGUGAGAGCUGAGAAGAGUGCUCGAGCUGCUGGAUAUAAAUAAAUGAGUGAGAACCCAAUGCCAAAUAUAACUUCCAUAAUAACGUGAGCGAUGUCCUUUUGGACGCUCCCAUAGUCCAUUUUUGCUGAUAAGUAUAAUUUAGGAUUAGAUCUCACCAAUCAACGGGAAUUCCCCGUUUCAUGCAACACUUGCUAUGAAUUAAUUCUUCUUGUGUUCUUGAAAUCCUAUCAAGACCAAUAAUUUUAGAUAUUGAAAAAAAAAAGUUCAAUGAAACCGGUACUUUUUUUAUGGGGCUGAAGAUAAAGAGGAUCAGGAAUGUAUCAUUUGUCUACGAAUACUUGAGGCUAAAAAAACAGCAAAUUAUUGAAAACCAUCGUUGUUUAUUUGUCGAUCUUGAGAAGGAUUGAAAUACAAUUCUCUUCAAAUGACUUUUUUUACACUGGAUACGUACAUUUGCAAUAUAUUUUUAAUGCUACAUGAAUUUGAAUACUUUUUUUAAAAAUCAGAAACAUAAAUUAUGUAUUUUUGGUUGAACGCCAGAAAAAUUGAAUGUCUCAAAACCUCUGAAAUUCGAAAACUAAAUAGCAACAAAUUCGAAGCUGCUUGAAAUGAAAAUCUUUUGGAGCGCACGAGUGAAAAUCAUCCAGAGUCGUCGGUUAUUUUUCAUUGAACAAAAAUCCUUUUCAUUUCCGAUUCCGUUCGAAACGUGACGUUCCUAGUGCUAACAUAUUUUCCCGUUGAGUGCAGAACUUUGAUGAUUCGCUCAAGUGGAUCAUCCGUCCGAGAAUUAAUAAAUUGACAAUUAAUUGUACGAAGAUUGAGGGUGGAGAAAAAGUUUGGGAGAAACUGAUACAUAUUUUUUAAUGUGAUAUUACUUUGUUACAGAACUAGCCUAGUUUUUACCUGUGAUUCGUUACAAUGUUUUGUUUUAAGGGUUGAAUUAUAACUUCUUCAUCGAAAAAGCAUCGAACAAAAUGAAAAACCAAAAUUCCGAACCCGCCCAAGCCCAGCUUAAGUCAUAAGCGAGAAUCGUGUUGAUACAUGUAACAAUAAUUUUAACUUUGGAGAAUUCGAAUGACGCUGAUUUUCCCAAGAACAAUCCUCCGUACUCUUUAAUCAACAAUAACGUGCAAUAUUAUUUCAUAUUGAAUUGUUCAUUAAUAAAAAAAUAUAUAUUUAUGCAUACGCGACUCGAAAAUCGUGGCAAUAAAAAGCCAAUUUCCGUAAUCGCGCGAGAUCCGUGGCGUAACAAUAAUCACGUUACUCAACAUUGAAGUACUUUUAAAAAAUAUUUAUUCCAACUGAAAUGAUCUGUUUUGUUUGUUGCCGUUAUGACUCUGCUGUUAUUCAGUUAUUUUUAAUAAAUUCUCAUGAAUCGAAGUGAGUGCUAAGAGAACAGGGCAGCAAGCGUUUUCCUCGUUUUUAUUUCCCAAUCAUGUGGAAUAAUGAGGUGCAAUAAUUCGUGAUCGAUGAAGAAUUGAUUUCCUUAUUAAUAUCCGUUCGUUGAGAAAUACGUCCAUUAUCUCGUAAUUCAUUCGGUCAGAGACAAAAAUAUAUAUUCCAAACGAAUGAGAAGACAAAAAACUGUCGAGCUUUCGCCAUUUUUUUGAGGAUACUGAGCUCAGGGCAAGGAUGUACAGAAAGAUAGGAUGGAAGGAAGGAAGGAAAGAAGAAGGAAGGAAGCUUAAAGAAAGAGGCCCCGGUCCGUUGAUAUUAAUAUUAUAUUUAUAUUUUUAUACGUUUAAGAUAAAAACAACAUUUUCCUUUGAAGAUCAUUCGAUCGAUCCUUAUUUAAAAAAAAACGACUUGCACCAUCGUAAAAAAGGGAAGCACGUAUGAGCGAAAAGAGAAAAAGAAAUGUAUACUUUAAGCUGCCAGUAUUAUUAACUGUAAUCGAUAAUGCAUAUCGACGUCAAGAUUGGAGAGGUGUAUGUUAAUAUUCUCCGUAUAUCCGAUACGUUAUGAAAAAAGAAACUAAUGAUUUCGUACUUGUAGCGAAUCGAUAAAUAAAACCCGCAAAAAAAAGAAUUAAAUCGCAAGAGGCGAAGUUUGUUUAAUCGUGACAUAAGGCCGUAUAACUCAUGUUACAGAAAACGUAGGAUUUAGAGGCUUAGUUAAAAACGGGAAAGAUAAAAUAAUAAUCAUAGCCCUGAGUACCAGUAAAACCGAUCACAUGCUGUUCGUAUAUACAUAAAUAAAAGUAAUAACAAUAAUAAUAUUCGGUUUAGACGAUAUCCGACAAAAGUGUAGAUACUUCCUGUACCUUCGAAUUUAUAUGACGUAGAAUUGUAACUUACGUGUAUUGAAUCAGUUACAUGAGUAAAUGAGCCUAGCUGAUAGCCGUUUAGGGCGUUUUUUUUUUAAUAUUAAGGAACUAAAAGAAGAUCGAAGAGGCCCAUGUACUGAAACAACCAAUGUAACUGCGCAAUUCCAAUAUCCCAUGUGUAAUUUUAUUGUCCGAAUUAGUAUUGCCCUUGGAGAGAAUAUUCAAAAAAAUGCCGAAAAAGAAGAAAAAAAUAUAUCAAAUGGGCCGUGUGGAAUAGAAAGGGUAAUAAUAAUAAUUGAGGCGCGAAUAUUUUUGUUGUUACUGGGAUCGUCAAGCAAAAAUAACGUAACACAAAAGUCAACCACUUCGUUAGGAAGUAGAGUGUAAUUUGGAAACAUCCCGGUUAACAUUAGUUAUAACAAUACUAAUAAUUAUAAUAAUGAUGAUAAUAAUAAAAAAGUUUCAUAAUAA